Molecule: messenger RNA, 723 nt
Organism: Anisakis simplex (herring worm)
Lineage: Eukaryota; Metazoa; Nematoda; Chromadorea; Rhabditida; Anisakidae
Source: the annotation of a GenBank genome assembly
AUGGCUUCAGCAGCUGGCUCGAUAUUGUACACAUUUGAAGGACAAGCUCUGGUUCUACCAUUGGAGAAUAAGCUGACUAAACCGGACGAUAUGAUUGGUUUAACGGGUGUGCUUUCAGUUGGUAUGUGCUUGGUGGUGGCUGUUAAUUCAGCAUUCGGAUUUUUCGGCUAUAUCACUUUUGGAGAGAACGUGAAAGGUAGUAUCACGCUGAAUUUACCACCUACAAUGAUUCUGACGGCUGUGAAAGUAUUGAUAACACUGAUUGUCUAUGUUGGUUUCGUGCUACAACAAUACGUCAUUGUUGAGACGCUUUGGCCAACGAUUAAUGAGAAGUUAGCUGAGAGCAAAUGGACGCCUUCUGCAGCAAACUACAUGCAAUAUGUAUUCAGAGGAUUUCUUGUUUUCUUAUCAAUGAUAGUCGCAAUUGCUGUACCGGAUCUGUGGCAUAUUGUGCCGUUGGUUGGCACCGUUUGUGGAAUGAUUCUUGCGUUUGUUUUGCCAGCCUUUAUCGAUACGAUUAUAUUUGUGCCCGAUAUGAUGAAGAGGCAGGAGUCGAAGUGCUCGAUUGUGAUACGCAUUCUCUCGAAUUCUUUCUUUAUUGUUUUAGGUUUAUUCGUAUUGCUCGUCGGUUUAGAUUCAAGUAUUCGGGACAUUUUGAAUCAUUGGUUCGUGCCAGCUGAAUAUGAGUCUCGAAGUUCAUCUGUAGAAAUGGUUACUGAUUAA